This is a messenger RNA of Penicillium salamii, 1086 nucleotides long. NCBI's taxonomy places the organism in Eukaryota, Fungi, Ascomycota, Eurotiomycetes, Eurotiales, Aspergillaceae. The record is from the annotation of a GenBank genome assembly.
AUGAUCUCACUCCCCAACCUCAAUGCCUCUCGGUCAGGGCGCAUAUCUGCUAUUGCUAUAUCACUUCUAGUUUUUUGCACUUUUUAUGUUUGGAGCCCGUUCCAUUUUGCUGGGUCAGAUCCUAGUGUAUCCUCCUUGCCAACUCUCACGGGGAACGAGGCCUCCAGUUUGGAAGCCAGCGCUUCGGUGCAGCAGCCUUCAGAAGGAGCGCAAUUUACUCCACUAGUUGGCCCCAAUACUUCUAUCUACAACAUUCCCGACAAAGUAUGGCAUUCAGCUAAAAAUGAACUCGUUUCCGAGCAACAACGCGGAUGGAUCAACAGUUGGACACAAAGAAAUCCAUCUUUUCGCGCGGAACUGCUGACUGAUCGUUCUGGGGAGCAAUUCGUUCAUGCUCAUUUCCAACAGCGACCGGAUAUUAUUGAGGUCUAUGAUGGCUUAUCAAUUCCAAUUUUGCGCGCUGAUCUUCUUCGCUACCUGAUCGUUCUUGCCGAGGGCGGAUAUUGGAGUGAUCUAGAUGUGACGGCAGAGAAACCAUCCAUCGACUGGGUCCCUUCUGAGUUCAAGCGACCAGACAUGAACAUCGACAUGAUCGUUGGCUUGGAAUUCGAUUUCUCUUACCGUGGUCCUGGCACAGAAGUUGCCUCGCAAUUCUGUAACUGGGUCUUUGCCGCUCAGCCGUCAUCCCGGAACCUCAGAGUGAUUGUUGACACUGUAAUCAACAAGUUGAAAGGGAUCGCAGCUGCCAACAAUGUUGGGAUCUCGGGUAUCACUCUGGAGAUGCUCUCGGAUAUUGUGAAUGUUACUGGUCCCAAGAUCAUGACCAUCGCAAUUCUGGAAAGUCUUGGGCAACUUCUUGGGCGAACGGUCGAUGAUCGCGACUUCUCCGGCAUCAAGCAUCCGAAAUUGGUGGGAGAUGUCCUGAUAAUGCCGGGUGUCUCAUUCGCUGCGCGCCAAAAUGGAAACCCGACAGACCAAGGCCCAGCUCUGGUCACACACCACUAUGAAGGUUCCUGGAAACAGGCAGACGCAGAGGCGAAAGAGCGAAAGAAGCAGAUGGAACAGAAUGAUCAACCUCAUCCUUAA